This is a messenger RNA of Rattus norvegicus (Norway rat), 838 nucleotides long. The record is from RefSeq and is a predicted model, not a curated record. Lineage: Eukaryota; Metazoa; Chordata; Mammalia; Rodentia; Muridae.
GCUGGCUGGGUAACGAUGAUCGCUGAUGAUCGCCGCAAGAAGGACCCUGAGGUCUUCCAGACUGUGAGCGAGGAACUCAAGAAACUCUACAAGACCGAGCUGCUGCCUCUGGAAGAGUAUUACCGCUUCCACGAGUUUCACUCACCGGCCCUGGAGGAUGCCGAUUUCGACAACAAGCCCAUGGUCCUGUUGGUGGGCCAAUACUCUACCGGAAAGACCACCUUCAUCAGGUACCUGCUGGAACAGGAUUUUCCUGGCAUGAGGAUUGGACCUGAGCCAACCACUGAUUCCUUCAUAGCAGUGAUACAGGGAGAUGUGGAGGGGAUCAUCCCUGGGAACGCCCUGGUGGUGGAUCCGAAGAAACCCUUCAGAAAGCUUAACGCCUUCGGCAAUGCCUUCCUGAAUAGGUUUGUGUGUGCCCAGCUGCCCAACGCUGUUCUAGAAAGUAUCAGUGUCAUCGACACACGGGGGAUCCUCUCUGGCGAGAAGCAGGGGAUCAGCCGAGGGUAUGAUUUUGCUGCUCUCCUCAAAUGGUUUGCUGAGCGGAUGGACCGAAUCAUCCUGCUCUUUGACGCCCACAAGCUGGACAUCUCUGAUGAGUUCUCAGAAGUCAUCAAGGCUCUCAAGAACCAUGAGGACAAGAUGCGAGUAGUGUUGAACAAGGCUGGCCAGAUGGAGACCCAGCAGCUGACGCGGGUAUAUGGGGCCCUCAUGUGGUCCCUGGGGAAGAUCGUGAACACACCAGAGGAGGACACAUCAUGGGUUCACUGCACAGCCAGUUUGAGGCCGGACUUGACUAGGUGAAACUCUGCCUCAACAAAACUUAAAAAUCAAGGGU